Molecule: messenger RNA, 4339 nt
Organism: Mytilus trossulus (common blue mussel)
Lineage: Eukaryota; Metazoa; Mollusca; Bivalvia; Mytilida; Mytilidae
Product: zinc finger protein 600-like
Exons: 4
Coding region: 144-3995 (1283 amino acids)
Biological process (GO): regulation of DNA-templated transcription
Molecular function (GO): RNA polymerase II cis-regulatory region sequence-specific DNA binding; DNA-binding transcription factor activity, RNA polymerase II-specific
Source: RefSeq, a predicted model, not a curated record
CGGAUAUUUAUAGAUUCAUGAAAAUACCAUCCAGGUAAACAGGUCACAGCCUACAAGAACAACAGUCCAGGAACAUUUCCUUUUGUUUCUAACUCUAUACAUAUAUUAAAGUAAAUCACAUAAAACUAGGAUUAACUACGAUUAUGUCCCUUGGUCAGACUAAUUUCCAGGCACCACUUGACCAACCAAGAUGUCAAUCUAAGGAACAAACUAUUUGUGAUAAAGAUUUGAGUUGUAAUUCAGACAUAGAGAAACAAAAAGGAUCACAUACAGGGAUGAAACCUUCUAAAUUUGAUGAAGAUAUAAAAGCAAACAGUGAUUUAAUAAAUGCCAAGUUGCACGGAAAUGCGAGGACACAAACACCUGAAAGACCUUAUAUAUGUGGAUUGUGUAAUAAAACAUUUAGUCGGCAACCUAAUUUAAUACAACACAUGAAAAUACACACUGGUGCUAAAGCGUAUAAAUGUGAGAAAUGUUGUAAAGGGUUCAGUACAAAAGGCAUUUUAAAAACCCAUCUAUUAACUCAUACCAUGGAAAAACGUUAUAAAUGUAAUGUAUGUGGAAAGGGGAUUAAUGGUAGUUUACAGGUUCACAUGAUGAGAAAACAUACUGAUGUAAAAACUUUUAAAUGCGAUGUGUGUGGAAAGUGGUGUAACACAAGUAGCAGUUAUACUAAUCACAUGAAUACACAUAGAGGUGACAAACCUUAUAAAUGUGAUGUGUGUGGUAAGGAAUUUAGCCUAAAUAGCGGACUGAAGUCACACAUGAAUACACAUACAGGUGAAACACUUUAUAAAUGUGAUGUAUGUGAUAAGGAAUAUAGUCUAAAAGCCAGUUUUAACGCACACAUGAAAACACAUACUGGUGAUAAACCUCAUACAUGUGAUGUAUGUUGUAAACAAUUUAAUUAUAAAUCGAGGUUGGAAAUACACAUUAGGACACAUGAUGGAUAUAAAGAAUUUAAAUGUGGUGAAUGUUAUCAAGAAUUCAGUAGUAGUGCUGGAUUACAGUUACACAUAAAGAGAACACAUACUAAAAGGAACAGAGAGAGACCUUUUGAAUGUGAAUUAUGCGAUAAAAAUUUUAAAGGUCGAGAUCACUUGGCUAGGCACAUGAGAAUACAUACUGGUGAUAAACCAUUUGAAUGUGAUGUAUGUCGUAGAUCGUUCUAUUAUAGAUGGAGCUUUGAUAAACACGUGAAAUUACACACGGUUAGUGAAUCUUACAAAUGUGAUAUAUGCUUUCAAGUGUUUUAUAAUAUUGUAAACUUAAAGAACCACAUUGGAAGAACACAUAUUGGAAAUAAACCUUAUAAAUGUGAUGCGUGUGGUAAGGAAUUUAGUCUGAAUAGCGGAUUAAAGUCACACAUGAGAAAGCAUACGGCUGAUAAACCUUACAAAUGUGAUGUGUGCGGUAAAAGUUUCAAACAAAGAGGCGCCUUAACGACUCAUAUGAUAACACAUACUAGUGAUAAACCUUAUAAAUGUGAUAUUUGCGGUACAGGAUUCAAUCAAAAAGGCGCCUUAAAUAUACACAUGAAGAAACACACUGAUAUUAAAUGUGAUGUAUGUGGACUUAUAUUCAUGUCUCAUGUGCAUUUACAGAACCAUGUGCCAACACACACACACUUGAAAACACAUACUCUGCUGCACCGAACUAUGUCUAAAAAUGAGUUUCAAACUUUUGUUAUUAUCUCCCUUGAUCAGAAUCAUUGCCUAACACCACAGGACCAAACAAGAUGUCUAAUUGUGGACCAAACUUUGUAUGAUAAAGAUUGGGGUUGUAAUUCAGAUCUAGAAAAUCAAAUAAGAACACAAACAGGGAGGAUACCUGAUAUCAUAUCAGAUAGUGAUUCAAAUAAUGCCCAAUUGCAAGGACAUCUUAGAUCGAAAACUUUGGCGAAACCGUUUGUAUGUGGUAUUUGUGAUAGAAAAUUUAGUCGAGAACCUCAGUUACUUGUACACAUGAGAAUACACACUGGGGAUACACCUUUUAAGUGUGACAUAUGUGAUAAAGAGUUCAAUUCAGAGGCAAUCUUAAAAAUACACAACAAAACUCAUACUCUGGAAAAACGUUAUAAAUGUGAUAUAUGUGGUAAAGGUGUAAGCGGCAGUUUACAGACACACAUAAGAACACAUACAGGUAAUAAACCUUAUAAAUGUGUUGUAUGUUACAAAGGGUUUAAUACCAGUAGCAAUUUAACUACUCACAUGAGAACACACACUGGUGUUAAACCGUAUAAAUGUGAUGUAUGUUGUACACGGUUUAAUCAUAAAACGAACUUAACUAAACAUAUGGGAACACAUAGUUUAGAUAAACAAUUCAAAUGUGAUGUAUGUGGUAAAGCAUAUAGUUUAAAUAGUAGUUUGAAGAUACAUAUAAAGAGAAAACAUGCUAGAAAGAAUCCUCAUGAAUGUGAUGUAUGUGAUAAAGAAGUUAGAGAUAGAGACAAACCAACUACAUGUACACACAUGAAAAUACAUACUGGUGAUAAACCUUAUAAAUGUCAUGUAUGUAGUAAAGUGUUUAAUUACAAAGGAAAUUUAGAUAAACACAUGAAAUUACAUACGGAUGAUAAACCUUUUGAAUGCUUUAAAGGAUUUUAUCAAACAAGAAACCAAGCCAUCCUCAUGAAAAGCACACCUAGUCAUAUUGGAGAAGUAAGCACACCUAGUCAUAUUGGAGACUUAAGCACACAUAGUCAUAUUGGAGACCUAAGCACACAUAGUCCUAUUGGACACGUUGGAGACGUAAGCAUACCUAGUCAUACUGGAAAUGGAAGCACACAUAGUCAUAUUGGAGACGUUAGCACACAUAGUCAUAUUGGAGAUGUAAGCACACAUAGUCAUAUUGGAGACCUAAGCACACAUAGUGAUAUUGGAGACAUUAGCACAAAUAGUCAUAUUGGAGACUCAAGCAAACAUAGUGAUAUUGGAGACAUUAGCACACAUAGUCAUACCGGAAAUGGAAGCACACAUAGGUUAAUUGGAGACGUAAGCACAAAUAGUCAUAUUGGAGACGUAAGCACACAUAGUCAUAUUGGAGACUCAAGCACACAUAGUCAUAUUGGAGACUCAACUGUCUCAAACACAAAUAGUCAUAUUGGAGACGUAAGCACAAAUAGUCAUAUUGGAGACGUAAGCACACAAAGUCAUACCGGAAAUGGAAGCACACAUAGGUUAAUUGGAGACAUAAGCACACACAGUCAUAUUGGAGACGUAAGCACACAUAGUCAUAUUGGAGACUCAAGCAAACAUAGUGAUAUUGGAGACAUUAGCACAAAUAGUCAUACCAGAAAUGGAAGCACACAUAGGUUAAGUGGAGACAUAAGCACACACAGUCAUAUUGGAGACAUAAGCAAACAUAGUGAUAUUGGAGACAUUAGCACACAUAGUCAUAUUGGAGACGUAAGCACAAAUAGUCAUAUUGGAGACAUUAGCACAAAUAGUCAUAUUGGAGACAUUAGCACAAAUAGUCAUACCAGAAAUGGAAGCACACAUAGGUUAAGUGGAGACAUAAGCACACACAGUCAUAUUGGAGACAUAAGCAAACACAGUCAUAUUGGAGACGUAAGCACACAUAGUCAUAUUGGAGACUCAAGCAAACAUAGUCAUAUUGGAGACAUUAGCACAAAUAGUCAUCCUGGAAACAAACUUCAUAAAUGUGAUGUGUGUGGUAAGGAAUUCAAUACAAAUGAUGGAUUAAAGUUACACAUGAGAACACAUACUGGGGAAAAACCUUUUAAAUGUAAUUUUUGCUGUAAAGGUUUCAGUCAAAGAGGCUCCUGGAUAGCACACAAAAGAACACAUACCAAUGAAAGACCAUUUAAAUGUGAUAUUUGCUUUAAAGGUUUUAAUCAAAAAGGCAACUUAGCUACCCACAAGAGAACACAUACUAGUGAUCUCCCUUACGAAUGUGUAGUAUGUAGAUUAUUAUUCAUGUCACAUGAUCAAUUACAAAACCACAUGACAUCACACACUGGCAUAACUAUAUGACCACAUAAAAUAACAGAACCAUAUCAUGACAUCACACUGUGACACUUGCAGAACAACAUGACAACAAACUUGUAGAACCACAUAAUAACACUGCCAGAACAACAUGACAACAAACUUGUAGAAACACAUAAAAAGAGCAAGACAACACUCAAUUACCAAAUCACAUGAUAUCACACACUUACAGAAGCACAUGACAACACUCAAUUUCAGAACAGCAUGAACCACACACUUACAGAACCACAUGACCACACACAGAACCACAUGAACAUACACACUUACAGAACCACAUGACAUUUCACAUUUACAGAACCACAUGACCACACACACACUGACAGAACAAUAUG